CGAUUACCGAGCAGUCGAUUCAUCCUGGGCCCCGCCUCGGCUACCGGCCCGCAUGGCAUCCCAGCUUCACUAGACAGCAGUGUUAAUCGAUGGACAUCGACGGGGCAAGAUGACGGACUACGCAGAGGAGCAGCGGAACGAGCUGGAAGCCAUCGAGUCCAUCUACCCGGACUCUUUUACGGUGCUUUCAGAAAAUCCCACAGCGUUCACUAUCAAGGUGACUUCGGACGCUGGUGAAAACGAUGACACUGUGGAGACGAUACUGAAAUUCACAUAUGUGGAAAAGUACCCAGAUGAGCCACCCCUUUAUGAAGUUGUCUCCCAGGAGAACCUGGAGGAGAACGACGUGGAGGACAUCCUGACGUUACUGCAGCAGCAGGCUACGGAAAACCUCGGCAUGGUGAUGGUGUUCACGCUGGUGAGUGCCGUACAGGAGAGGCUGAAUGAAAUCGUAGACCAAAUCAAGAGCAGACGAGAGGAGGAGAAGAGAAGAAAGGAGAAGGAGGCAGAAGAAGCAGAGAAGGUGGCCUUCCAAGGUACUGUUGUGACGAUCGAGAACUUCCUGUCAUGGAAGGCGAACUUUGAGCAGGAGAUGGCAGAGCUGAAGAGGAAGAAACAGAAGGAGGAGGAACAGUCAGGAAAGGCCAAACUUACUGGAAAACAGUUAUUUGAAAGAGAUCAUGACCUUGACACAUCCGACAUUCAGUUCCUGGAAGACGCUGGUAACAACGUGGAGGUGGAUGAGUCACUGUUCCAGGAUAUGGACGAUUUGGACCUGGAAGAGGACGACCCUGACUUUGAUCCUCUGGACCUGGGGAGUGACGAGGAUUAGGGGUGGGGUGGGGGGGGGGGGGGGGGCUGGAGUGGAGUCUAACAGCAGGAGUCAGUCUGACCCAUGUCUCUCUUCAGCUGUCUGGAUCCCUGAAGCCAUCCUCACCUCUGGAUUCAAUAGAGACUGCAUACAUAACACCAAAUAUUAAACUCAGAUUUUAAGUUAGCCAUUUGUCUCUUUAUCCUGAAAUGCCCAGAAAAGUUUGGGGGGGGGGGUGGUUUAUUUGGCUUGGGAUGCCCUUGGGGGAAGUUAUGUGCAGUCUCCCUCAGAUUGCUUUAGUCACUGUAGAGUUUUUGGUCCAUUCAAAAUUUGACUGAAUUGGCUGAAAUAUACCCGAUGGUCCAGCAGAGGGAGUCAUUGCUCUGGAUGUCAGAACACAGUCUUUCCCUCAGUUUAUAUUAAACUCGUAUUUUCUCAAAAUAA
This is a messenger RNA of Brienomyrus brachyistius, 1255 nucleotides long. RefSeq names its product RWD domain containing 1 (gene rwdd1). Gene Ontology annotation, biological process: cytoplasmic translation. The transcript has 7 exons. NCBI's taxonomy places the organism in Eukaryota, Metazoa, Chordata, Actinopteri, Osteoglossiformes, Mormyridae. The record is from RefSeq and is a predicted model, not a curated record. Gene Ontology annotation, molecular function: protein binding. The coding region runs from base 110 to 832 and encodes 240 amino acids.